Molecule: messenger RNA, 726 nt
Organism: Aspergillus pseudotamarii
Lineage: Eukaryota; Fungi; Ascomycota; Eurotiomycetes; Eurotiales; Aspergillaceae
Exons: 2
Coding region: 1-726 (241 amino acids)
Source: RefSeq, a predicted model, not a curated record
AUGACUCCCACAUUGUACCCCCCGAAAUCUUCUCUGAUAGAGCAGGUUAACUCUCCACCAAAAGCAUCUUUGCAAAUCCUUGGGACGCAUAGUACGAACGGACAGAUCAAAGUGAUUGAUUUUGAUCUCUGGAUUGAUUGUUCGAAAGUAGUAGGCAUCAGAUCGGGGAAGUUCUUGACGAACAAUGAAAGCGAUUCCCGGUCCUGGAAUCACUCCGCCAACCAGGACAGCUGCAACUUCGAGGAGAUAUUGGAUGGCUGGCUCAAUGACUGGUUGCGUGAUAGUAAGGACGAGCGAUCCUGGACCCUUUCCAAAUUAGUCUCUUUUCCUAAUGACGAUUGCGCUGCAAUGAAAGCUCAUAUAGAGAGGCUGGCACGCAACACUGCCUACGAUGGGUCUAUUGAGGUAGUGUUUCACACUCCAUCAAUAGAGGCAGAUGUCUUACUUGAGAAACACGAGGUGCAAAUUCGAGCGGAGUGGAGUUUUGAUUGUCCUUUUACUCCCGCAGAUCAGGCAUGGAACGAGCUGGUAAUGAACGCAAUGGUUGACCAUAAGAAGGGCUGGAUCUCUCCGAAUGAGCCAAAACUACCCUACGGGAUGUCUCCAUUCCGUCGGGCUAUCAGACAUAGUAGUAAUUCCAAGAUUGUCUCGCAGGAGCAGGAUGCGGAUGGGUUUACGCGCUCAGUACGGCAAUUCUCACGAUGGGGUUGUGACAGUUCAUCAUGA